Molecule: messenger RNA, 2849 nt
Organism: Bicyclus anynana (squinting bush brown)
Lineage: Eukaryota; Metazoa; Arthropoda; Insecta; Lepidoptera; Nymphalidae
Gene: 6tox
Product: tenascin
Exons: 12
Coding region: 120-1607 (495 amino acids)
Biological process (GO): defense response
Source: RefSeq, a predicted model, not a curated record
UGCUAACCGCGCCCGGUAAAGUCCCGUCGAUUUAUCGCUCCAUUUAAAAAAGACAGGAACAAAAAUAAAUUUAGUAUUACUCAAUACACUGUGGCGGCGCAAGCUUGUGAAUCACAACAAUGUUUCGUUGGAAGGUUAUUGUUUUUAUUGCGGCGAUAUUUGCGGUAAACGCUGCGGUUAUCAAUGUUUAUGACGACGACGUGAAGACGUUUAAAACGAAGGUUCAUGGAGUAAAAAGCUGCAACGAGGCUGCGUGUAAGGUAGUGUGUCGCAUGCUGGGCUUCAACACGGGCACGUGCGACGGCGAUACUUGCGAGUGUAGUAAACUGCACAAUAAUGAUGAACAAACUCAACGAAAUACGAUUCCCAGUCUGGACGAAGUUAAAACUGAACAAAUUGAACAUAAUGAAGUGACGAGUGUGGAUGAGAAUGAAAUCGGCGAAGGUGUGAGGGGUUGUGACCCCGUGGGCUGCGACCAACUGUGUCGUCGCUUGAAGUUCCCGGGUGGUGUUUGCGUCAACGGCCGCUGCAAAUGCGACAACUUCCGGUUGCAAACAGAGGCAGUCAUUGAAAAUACAAUGAACGACGUGAGCAAAUGCAAUGGCGCUGCGUGUAGCGCGAUGUGUCACCGCCUUGGCUACCGCUACGGCGUGUGUGUCAAUGACAACGUAUGCAGAUGCAGUAACGCCUUGAGUGAUGAACAAAUUGAACAUAAUGAAGUGCCAAGUGUGGAUGAGAAUGAUAUCGGCGAAGGUGUGAGGGGUUGCGACCCCGUGGGCUGCGACCAGCUGUGUCGUCGCUUGAAGUUCCCGGGUGGUGUUUGCGUCAACGGCCGCUGCAAAUGCGACAACUUCCGGUUGCAAACAGAGGCAGUCAUUGAAUAUACAAUGAACGACGUGAGCAAAUGCAAUGGCGCUGCGUGUAGCGCGAUGUGUCACCGCCUUGGCUACCGCUACGGAGUGUGUGUUAAUGACAAUGUGUGCAGAUGCAGUAACGCCUUGAGUGAUGAAGAAGCAGUGGUAAAUACUAUCAAAGACUGCGAUAAAGAAAAAUGUAACCAUUUUUGUCAGCGUCUCGGCUUCCAAUGGGGGUGGUGUGACGGUGGCUUGUGCAGAUGUAGCUACGCUCGAACUGAAGAAACAGUAGUUAAUUCAAUGAAAGAAGCAUAUUGUGAUAGUGAUGAAUGUAAUCAGACAUGUAUUCGCCUUGGCUACCGUUGGGGGAUUUGCUUUGGUAACAUUUGUAAAUGUGCCUGGCCCCGAACUGAAGCUUUUGAAUUUGUACCGGACCUGGAAGAAAACAAAGACAUUGCUAACACAAUAGAGUUCAACUUGGAUACAUUUGACGCGACACCUGUUCGCGACUGCGACCAACUGGCUUGUAUAAUGGGUUGCCGAGAGAUAGGCUUUCCUGGGGGAACCUGCUUCUUGGACAAAUGUCAUUGUGACAACUACCAAGGCAAUGACGUUGGAGCUUUACAACGAUUUUUCAAUCUCUUCCAACAAGAAGUACAAGCCACCUGCAACUCGAGCACAUGUAACUUGAUGUGUCUCCGACUAAAAUAUAGCGGCGGUUGGUGCCGAUUUGGCCGAUGCGAGUGUUUCUAAAAGGGGUACAAAGCCUUUUUAGAACGUAAACUGAAUGAUAAAAAAGAAAAUUUGGAAUCAGUGCAAGAAUGUAACAAUGUCAAUUGCGUGUUUAAGUGUCGGAGCUGGGGCUACAUCGGCGGCCGCUGCCUCGAUGGAAGAUGUCUGUGUGUGUAAUGUCUUUGAAGACUUCUUAAAUAUUAAGGUUCUUUUAAAACAUGAUCAUUUUUGUACUUUUAUUUUUUGAUAGGUAUGUCAAGUUAUUUUAGAAUUUAAACUAUCGUGAGUGUUAUUCAUAUUAAUUGAUUAUGAAACACGGCUAAAAUUCAUGUGAUAUUAGGUCGGAGUAUGCCCGCUAGUUUCGAACCCAUACGGGGCUCUUAGUCAUGAGCUGGUUCUUGCAUCGCGGCACGAUCCAACUGUACACGACCUAAUAUCACGUGAGUUUUAGCCGUGUUUCGUAAUCAAUUAAUAUGUCAAGUUAUUGUCCAUUUGAGCCAGAGAUACAUCAUUUUAUGAAGGUCAAAAGUUCGUCAGCCCAUGCUCCUACCAUAGGUGAGUACGUUAGCUAUGGAUAUGUAGCUUAGACCUGCCCCUAAGCCAACUGGCACGUCAAUUCUCUUUCUACGAUCGCGAACACUUCGAAAAGUAGAAAAAUGUAUGGGGAUGAUAUAUGCUAUAGACGUGAUCAAGAUCUGUCAUUCUCAUACAUUUUUCUAGUUUUCGAAGCGUUAGCGAUCGUAGAAAAAGAAUCGACGUGCCACUUGGCUACAUGAGCUGCUCUUGAAUACUACCUAAUGCUACCUUCCAAAGCCACGAUCCAAACUCAAUAGUAACAAACUUGCCUUCAUAAAAUGGGAUAUCAGGUAAGUCUGGUUAUCGGAUAAGUUCUCAAUCCACGAUAGACGUUAUGAACAAAUUGUCGACUUCCUGUAGGCGUCCACAGAUACGCAUCGUACGUAUCGGACGCAUCGCAUCAAACGGAUUUUUAAUUUUACGGUAGAUAGAAUCCGUUCGAUGCGACCCAUACGAUGCGGUUCAGUGGACGCAAUUGUAUGACUUUCAAUACAAAGAAUACUAAAAUCCGUUUGAUGCGAUGCGUACACUGCGAAUCUGUGGAUGUCGUUUGAGUGCCAUUGUCGGUGAUUGUAUGACAAAUAAUUUUAUAUUCUUUACUUUACCGCUUUUGUUUGCUUUAAUUUUGUCUUUAUACGAUAAUUUUUAGAUUCUUAAUAAAGAACAAAUUUUUAUAUUAUAAAUGUA